CUUAUGUUGAUUAUAAAAUAUGUAGCUGCUAAAGCUUUAAGCAGUUUCUUCGGGAAGCGUGACAUCACGUGGGCAAGACCAGGAUAUUGAGCAGUGUGCAAGUUAGUUCAAAUGGAUCCUCAUUGCAAACUAUGCUGUACCUGCUGUCGUUUGUUUUGUUGUUUUUUUAAUUGUGUUGACUAUCAUUGAUGAGGAGAUGCUCGAAUUUUAUUACUGCAGAAUGGACAGAUCCUAAUUUACACCUGGAGCACAGGUGGUGCUGUGAUACAUGAACUUCUAUGUGGAUAUCCAACCCUUAAACUAGUGCUGCUUUGUUUUUGGCUUCCUUAGGUUUAAAAAAUGGUUCAGCGCCUGACCUACCGCCGUAGGUUGUCCUACAACACAGCUUCCAACAAGACCAGACUGUCCCGAACACCCGGGAACAGGAUUGUUUACCUUUACACCAAGAAAGUGGGAAAGGCACCCAAGUCAGCAUGUGGGAUAUGCCCAGGAAGGCUUCGUGGUGUCCGUGCUGUACGCCCCAAAGUUCUCAUGAGGCUGUCCAAAACAAAGAAGCACGUUAGCAGGGCCUAUGGUGGUUCUAUGUGUGCUAAGUGUGUCCGUGACAGGAUCAAACGAGCUUUUCUUAUUGAGGAGCAGAAGAUUGUUGUGAAAGUACUGAAGGCACAAGCACAGAGCCAGAAGUCAAAGUGAAUCUAUUUGUAGUUUCAUCCCAAUAAAUGAAAGCUCCACUUC
This is a messenger RNA of Pipra filicauda (Wire-tailed manakin), 735 nucleotides long. It is a transcript of the gene RPL34, whose product is annotated as ribosomal protein L34. The coding region runs from base 340 to 693 and encodes 117 amino acids. Gene Ontology annotation, biological process: translation. NCBI's taxonomy places the organism in Eukaryota, Metazoa, Chordata, Aves, Passeriformes, Pipridae. Gene Ontology annotation, cellular component: ribosome. The record is from RefSeq and is a predicted model, not a curated record. The transcript has 4 exons. Gene Ontology annotation, molecular function: structural constituent of ribosome.